UAAUUGCAGAGAGGUAACUACUUGCGAACGUCAAGCUGUGAAGGACACUCGUAGUAAAUACUAAGAAGCAAAGACAUAGUAGAACGCUGAAGGAGUGAACUGUACGUGGAGGAUUUUGUAUUUUUCUCUGGCUGUCGUUCUGGGGGCGUGUGCUGUGUUACUACUUCGUCGGCGGUGUUCUUAAUUGUUUAAAUUUCGUUUGUGGUUCUUCAAGAGUACAUAUGGCGGGUUUGAAAAAAGAAAGCGAACGCCAAAAAUGGAACACACUGCUUGUUAUUGAUUUUUCCUCAUCAAACCGUUAACCAAUCACGGAGGAGUUCACUCUUUUUAAAGGGUGAGGUUUCGAUGCUCGUUUGGUUAGCCAUAUUUAAAUGGACAGCCAUUAGGUUGACUGUGUACUAUGUUCCUGUGGAUUAAACAGUGUUAAGUUUGUGUUUUAUCACGGUGUCGGAAAGGCGGAUUCCUAAAUGCAGGUUGCUACACUCUUUCGGGAAACAGCUACGCUCUUGGGCGCAAGCAUGGAGGCCCAAGAUCCACCAGGGGUUGAGACGCAAGGGUUUAAAUUUAGGCCAACAUUCCUGGAUGGACCUGUGAAACUAGAAACUCAAGAUGAUGGCUAUGAAACAAGUGGUGACCUUGAACUGAGGACACAAGUAGAAAAUCAGAAAUUCAUGAGUCAUCUUCAAGGCCCUCAUCCAGCCAACAUCAAAUGUGAGCCUACUGAAGAUCCAUAUAGUUUUGUGGAUGAUGAUCCUACACCCACUGCUCAACAUAGGCAACAAUCUGUUGUUUUACAGCCCAUCCCAAAGAAAAGAGGGCGAAAAAAGAAGAAUUGUUUGGAGGGAGGGUUAGAGAAUGCAGAAAAUUUAAUGAAUGGGGAUCCAUUGAUGAAGAAGAAAUUAAAAGAAGGAAAAUUUAUACCAAUUUUCAAGGAACGGAAAAAACAUGACCGUUUUAAUGGCAUGUCGGAGGAGGAAGUUUCGAAAAGAACGUUGCCAGAUCAUUUAGCACUUAACUUGGACAUAGUUAUUAUUGGAAUCAAUCCUGGGCUGUUUGCAGCCUAUAAGGGACAUCACUAUGCAGGACCUGGAAACCAUUUCUGGAAGUGCUUGUACCUUUCUGGAUUAACACCAGAACCAAUGACAGCUGAUGAUGAUUACAAGCUCCUUCAGGUUGGCAUAGGAUUUACAAAUAUGGUUGCAAGAGCCACCAAGGGAAGUGCAGAUUUGACUCGAAAAGAAAUAAAAGAAGGAAGCCAGAUACUGCUUGAAAAACUUCAAAAAUUCAAGCCCAAAAUUGCUGUAUUCAAUGGGAAGCUGAUAUUUGAAGUAUUUUCUGGGAAAAAAGAUUUUAGUUUCGGGAGACAACCGGAAUUUGUUGAUGGGACGAAUACAUAUAUGUGGGUGAUGCCAUCAUCAAGUGCCAGAUGUGCACAGCUUCCUCGUGCUGCUGAUAAGGUACCUUUUUAUGCUGCUCUCAAGAAAUUCAGAGAUUAUCUCAAUGGAAUAAUUACAGACCUUGAUGAAACAGAGGUAGUUUUCACUGACUCUAAGCUGAAGAACUACUUUGAACCGGAACUGAAAGAUGAGCCAAAGGAUGAGCACAGUUUCUAUGGUUAUGGACGAAUUCCUGCCAAUGAUGAGCUGACUGAUCUGAGUAAUGCAGUCAUGAAAAAAGAAGAUCAGCCACCAGCUAAGAAGAAGAGAGGAAGGCCAAAGAAGAUUAAAUCAGAUUGUGUUGAAGUAAAAAAACCUAGUGCCGAAGCACCGAAGAAAGAGCCUAACAAUGUUUGUGAAGUGCCAAAGAAGAAAAGGGGCAGGCCAAAAAAAAUUAAAACAGAGGAUGUAAUUCCAAAUACUAAUGGCCUUAUUGACCAUACAAAUUCAUCAACAACAGUUUCUAAUAAUUGUUUCUCUCCCCCUAUUCAGUCACCAUCUAGCUAUGGACAACAGAAUUUCUCACCUUCAUAUGGAGGACACUCUCAUUCGUACUCCCAACACCCUUCGCAAUCACCAUCAGAAAUUCCUAAUUAUCAUCACUCACCUGUUCCAUCACAGCAGCAUUAUACACAGUCCCCUCAGCCACCGUCACAGUCCUUCACUCACUCUGAUCUUUCAUCUGAAAUCAGUGCAGCAAUUUCAUCUGAACAUAAUCUAGGAUCUCCAUCACCAACUUCUCCAAGUCUGGCACCUCCUGACUUUGAACCUCCAAGUAGCAUGCCAGAGGAAACAAAUGAUGGGCAGCAAAGUGCGGCUAGAACAUCAAAGGAAGAGGUAAUGGGAGAAAAUAACCAAAAUCCCACUGAGUGUCGGUUUUCAAGUCCUGCACCUCCCAAUGAUUCCAAUAAUCUAGGUUACCCAAAUUAUGGAAAUUUCCAGACAAGUCCAGAUAACCAUUCUGUUUUAGGUUAUACAGGGACAGAAUACAAUUCAAAGAGAAAUUUAAACCAGGAUGUAUCAUCCAAAAGUUUAUCAGGGCUUGAAUCUUUGGUAGAUCAAAUUCCAAGUAUUGCAGAUGGUGAGGCCCCUCAUAGUACAAUUGGAAACGGUAAUGUUGAAGAGCAGUUCAGCAAUGGCCAUAUUCCUACCACUCAGUUUAAUGACAACUCAGGGUACCUUGGAGGCUAUUCAAGUGGUCAACAGUACAGUGCAGCGAACGGUCACAAUUCUAAUAAUUAUAGUCCACAUUAUACAAGCUCUGGUUCAAACUACUCUGUCAGCACAUCAAACAGUUAUAGUUUGCAUCAUAGUAAUGGAAGCAUGAACUUUUCUGUAACAUCACUGGCAAACAGCAGUACAGCAGUGAAUCAUGAAGCAGGAGGACAAGUUUCUAGUUCAUUCUCUGUCAGCAGCUUAGCUUCCAACUAUGCACCAAUGAACUCUAAUGUUAAUACGUACCCCAAUCUAAUUGGUGCACCACACCCAAUGGCCAGUCAUGUAGUGAGUAGUGCAAAUGGAAUGUUUGGCAAUGGAAUGAGUGGUGGAAUAAUGGAGCGAGCAUGUGGUAUGGGCAGUUCGAUGGGAACUCUGGGAUCACCUGUGGGACUUCACAACCCCAUGAGCAUGGGAACACAUUCUUUGCCAUAUCCAUAUGGUCAGUACUCUCAUAGUGCUCCACCGUAUGCUGGAGCAUCUGGGGGUAGCUUUCAGUAUCCUCCAGCUCACAGCUUGCAUGUGCCAAGUCCAAAUUAUCCAUACCCGUCCCCGUACUCAAACAGUACCUAUCCUCAACCGAGCUACCUCCCAAAUCACAUGCUUGAUCGAUUAAAACAGGACAGAAUGGAUAUUGGGUUUGGUAGUUUUUGAUAGUUAUGUUAAUAAUGAACAGUAAGAAGAGGACUUUUCAAGAAACAGUUGCAAUCUAACAACAGUUAUAUGUGCAUUUUGUAUGUAGUGACAAAGAAGAGAAUGAUAAAUUCAGUGAUGUGUGCAUGUAAUCCAGUGUUUGUUGUAUUCUAAAAUUUAUAUUUAACUUUAUGAAGAUCUACUAAUACAUUGCAGUAUGGAUGCAUAGCUUUUUUAAUGUGAUACUGUUAAAAAUUACUAUAACUUGUACAAAAAUAACAGGUGUGUUGUAAUUUGACUGCCUGUUUGUUUUUUGUUUUUGUUUAAUCUUAUGUUGUGUUUGAAAAUAAUCACAGGGUAUAUAAUGCCAAAACUCGUCAAUGUGCUAGAGACAUGGUUUUGUAUCUUAUGGGAGCUUCUAAAGUCUCCACUGUAAAUUUCAUGACAGGCUUCAGUACUGUGAUUUUUAAGAUCUGCCACAAGGCUUUGUUCAGAAAUAUAUGUUGAUGGAUCUCUAUGUGCAGAAUUUUUUGAGUUUUCAUGGCAGCUGGCCUAUAGUUGUAUUACUGUUUCAAUUUUUUCCUCUGUAAUUCAUGUGUGUGACUGAAAUGUCUGUACACAACUUUGUAUAUUGAGUGUCUCUCUCUCUCUCUCUCUCUCUCUCUCUCUCUCUCUCUCUCUCUGUGUGUGUGUGUGUGUGUGUGUGUGUGUGUGUGUGUUUUGAAUGCACAUAUGUGUGCUUGGAGGUGUGUGAGCAUGCACAUUCAUGUGCGCACAUGCAAGUAUGUCUGUCUGCCUGUCUUAUGACUGUCUGUCUGUCUUCUCUCCAAAUGUUAGAUGUGAUGCAUGUAUGACUGAAUAUUUUUCUAAGAAUGAAAAUACAUGGGAGUGGUUAAACAAAAGCUUUUAGUAGAGUAGGUGAAGUUACCAGAAUUGUACAAAUACAGAAACUUGAUUGUACUGUUUUAUGUCAAUGGUAUGUAGUAAAUUGAAUGGAUUACUGUUUUAAGACUGCAGCUGCAAAUCAGCAUUGACCAUGAUUUUAUUAAGUUGGAUGGUGUUCAGUCACUGAGGUCAACAGAAUAUGACAUUUUCAGUUAGAAUGUCUGGGAUUCCUGCCUGUCAUUAAUAAAAGUUUUGAAUUGUUGCUGUGACUAUUUCUGUACAAUAACCUUGUUUCAUUGUUAUGUAAUUAUUACCCUUUGUAGUUCCAUAUUGUGCUUUGGUUGUUGAGAGAAAAUUGUUGUAAAAUUUAUCCAAAAUAUAUUGUAGGUAACUGAAAAUAAUACAGAAAUCUCUUUGGGAAUCAGAAUAAGAAAACUUAUUAAUACCUACCUCUGCCGGUCCCAUGUGAUUGGAAUAGCAGUUCAUUCUACAGAUGACAAGGAUGAACUACAGAUGACAAGGAUGAACUGAAUAAUUUCAAUAAACUAAUCAAAUUCUAUGAUUUGUAACCUUGUGAACAGUUUUAAGAAAAACUGUAUUGUACCUUGAAAUUAUGAAGUCUGUGGUUUCACCUGUAUCUCAACUACGUACCAUUUUAAAAUUUUAUAACUAACAUUUUAAAUGUGGAAGAAAUAGAGUGACUUUCUGUUGUUUCAAAUGCCUUUGAUCACUUCCAAUCUUGAUGGCAGAUAGUACUGAGCAAAGCAGUGAAUCAUUAACUUGUUUGCACAAUGGAUUCAGUUUCUGUUCUACAGUCCUAAAUAAAACAUAUUUAUUCUUACGAACAAAAUAGUUAUUUGAAGUUUGGUUUGUGUAAGAGGGGCAUUUGUCUUUAUGAAAUGUGUGCGCUUAGGUAAUAAGAAGAGAGAUCUGUCAAUGAAUAUGCUGAGCCAGCAAGGACUUUUACACUUUUCAUUGAAGAAUAUAACUUACACUGUACCAGGUUUUCAUCCCCUGGAAAUUCUUAGCUCAUGAGAAUAUGUGUUGUACAAGAAUAAAAGCGAAUUGUUACUAUUAACAUAAAUAAUUCUUCCUAUUUCUUUUAAAGUCUUCCUCCUGUUGUUAGUUUUUAGUAUCACUAGGUGCUAAUGUGCACUCUUUUACGAUUUUCUGAUAUUUGUUCCUAUGGCUAUAUCAGUUAUAGCUGUCACCAUAACUGGAAAGAUGUAAAGUGUUAGUAUAACAGUGUAAAUGGAAAAGUUUGUUAAACCUAAACAUAACAAUAUAGCAAUCAAUGUUGUUAUGAUAAUUGUGAGAAAAAAGUAACUUCCGAAAUAAUACAAACUUUUCAACAGAGGUGUAGUAAAUUUAUAUUCUGUUCUGUAUGUUAUACAUGUUUAUCAGAAAGCCACCAUAUAAAUGAAGAGGAGACUUAAGAGAGGAAGGUGCCUAGCAUAUAAUACAUGUCUGAAAAUUUGUUUUCUGAAAUAUCUCAUUUAUUUCUCUUGACAGUUUAUUUAUUUAUCUGUAAUACUGCUUUAACAAGAGCAAGUAUGUGUAACUCUGUGUUAAGUUUGUGUGUAUAUAGAGAUUAUACUGUAGACAUACAUCUGUGAUACAUAUGUCAGAUCUAUGACACAAAUAUGUCAAGAUUUUGUUAUAUGAUAAACAGGAUCACAAAGUUAAUAUGUGCCCCAUGGGCUAUUUCUGGUCACAAAUUGAAUGGCUGUGCUUAUUAUGUCUGUAGUAGCAAUAGCUAUUUCCCAUAACUGACCACUGAAAAUUGCCCCUUCUGCCCAACAGUCCUGCUUAGCAUAAGCUGAAUGUGAGAAUGCCUCUGCUUAUUGCUGCAUUUUACUUCUUCACAUAUGUUUAGUUCUGUGAUGGGAGUUUCUGCUCCAAAUAGUGAAGGCAGUAUUGUUCACUGUAUAAUGCAGCAAUGAUAGGUAGGCCAUCUUUAUUCAUCACCAAGCUAGGAAAUCAAGGAAAAAGAUUAAUCAAAAUUAAAAAGUCAGAAACAAAUAUAUGUAUCAAAGCAAAGUGUAGGCAGGAAUUGAUGAUACAGUGUUGUAGUGAUGCUCUAACAAAUUAAACAUUCCUUUUGUUACAGAGUGGAGGUGUGUGUGGGACUGUUGUGAAAAAUGAGAUUAAAGGAUAAAUCAGUGCAGAACUGAAGCAGUGAGAGAAAUUGUCCCAUGAGCCUGUAUAAUACAAAUAAUAAUGUUGAAUAUGGUUUCUUGCUUUGCACAUAACUGAGCUUGCUUUUCUUUUUAAUUUCAGUUUUUAUUGCUAACCAGCUUGCCUGCACUCUGGACAGGUUGUAAUGAUACAGUUUUCUAAUGUCUCCUGCCUCCAUAACUUUUGUGAACAGUUUCAUUUAUAGGCAGCAGGCUUUAACUAUGAUCUAUAUUAAUAGUCUUGUGAAAUAAUACCAGAUUCUAACUGUUCCAUCAGUACUGAAUUCACCAGUGAUUCUGUCCAAGUUCAGUGUUUUCAAUGCUGAGGAAUGUUAUCAGCUAUUGUCUUAUUAUAACAAAAAGUCUUGGCAAUAAUGUUUAAUGAUUUGGUGAAUCCAUAAAAACCCGUAAUCUGGAAGCAGAUUUGAACCCAGUUCUAAAUGAUUACAAAACAAUUAUUUUUCACUGUAUCGCCCCAUGUGCUUCCUUGGCAAGAAAACAUUCAAGUGGAUAUGCCUGACAGUUAAUAACUGUAUCAUAUUUGCAGCUUUCUUGCUAUUUCUGCAGCUAGGAAGCAGUGCCUAUUUUCUUGGCUUUUGCAUUGUCAGGUGUGAAUCUAACAAGAAGGUUCACAAAUCUCAUUACUUUCAUUCUGGUUAAAUUUGUUGAAAAGUAUUGAAUUAAACAAUAAAAGUAACAUCUUUGUACACCAUGAGUUACAAGUUUAAUAUAUCUUAUUCUCUCUUAAUCUGUACCACUAUCACAAGCUACUCCUCCUCCUCCUCCUCCUCCU
Schistocerca piceifrons (Central American locust) is the source of this 7139-nucleotide messenger RNA. RefSeq lists its product as uncharacterized. Gene Ontology annotation, cellular component: nucleus. Gene Ontology annotation, molecular function: DNA binding; mismatch base pair DNA N-glycosylase activity. Gene Ontology annotation, biological process: base-excision repair, AP site formation. Bases 468 to 3305 code for a protein of 945 amino acids. NCBI's taxonomy places the organism in Eukaryota, Metazoa, Arthropoda, Insecta, Orthoptera, Acrididae. The transcript has 7 exons. The record is from RefSeq and is a predicted model, not a curated record.